Molecule: messenger RNA, 975 nt
Organism: Closterium sp. Naga37s-1
Lineage: Eukaryota; Viridiplantae; Streptophyta; Zygnematophyceae; Desmidiales; Closteriaceae
Source: the annotation of a GenBank genome assembly
AUGCUUGCCCUUCGUGCCCCGUGUGCCACCCACCAGGUGCUUCGCUCGGAGCUAAGGGACAUGCGCAACGCACAGCAGGCCAAGGCGGGUGGCAAGCAGAAGAUUGAUCUUGCUUGCCCCUUUUGUUGUCCUUUGUGUGCCUCCCACCAGGUGCUGCGCUCAGAGCUAAGGGACAUGCGCAACGCACAGCAGGCCAGAGCAGGCACGUGGCAGUGCAGCAGAGGUGCACCCUACUGUGUUGCGCUCAGAGCUCAGGGACAUGCGCAAUGCGCAGCAGGCCAAGGCGGGCAGGCAGCAGUGCAGCAGAGGUGCACCCUAGUGCUCCGCUCAGAGCUGAGGGACAUGGGCAAUGCGCAGCAGGCCAAGGUGGGCAGCAGUGCAGGAGACGCGCACAUUGCUAGCCUCUUAUCCUUCCCUUCCCACCCACCAGGUGCUUCGCUCCGAGCUGAGAGACAUGUGCAACGCGCAGCAGGCCAAGGCGGGCACGGGGCAGUGCAGCAUUGUGCUCCGCUCAGAGCUGAGGGACAUGCGCAACGCGCAGCAGGCAAAGGCGGGAAAAAUCACACCUUGCUUGCCUCUUAUUCUUCCCUUCCAUCCAACCAGGUGCUCCGCUCAGAGCUGAGGGAUAUGCGCAACGCACAGCAGGCCAAGGCGGGCACGUGUCAGGUGCUGCGCUCGGAGCUGAGAAACAUGCGCAACCCGCAGCAGCAGGCCAAGGCGGGCAGGGGGCAGUGCAGGACAGAUACACCCUGCUGUACUGCUAAUGAAACCUCCUCUUGUUCCUCUUCCUUGCCCCUUUUUUGUCCUUUGUGUGCCACCCACCAGGUGCUUCGCUCGGAGCUGAGGGACAUGCGUAACGCGCAGCAGGCCAAGGCGGGAGGCAAGCAGAAGAUCGAUCUCGGCAACAACUUUGGUGGGGAGAGUGCAAGCUUCAUUGGCAAGAUCCUGCGCAGAAUAGUGGAGCGUCCUGAGUAG